AUGAGAUUAGGGCUUCUCCAUUUGUGCUAUUUAUUCAUAUUCUGCCUGGCAAUACAGUGUGCGGACAUAAAUCAUAUACGUACCAAAUUACUUGUACGUGAUACUGUAGAUGACAAUCCUGAUGAAAAAGAAGGCCAACCAGAAGGAGCUGAUGAUGGUGAUGAUAAUGGCAAAGCCAAAGUCUCGAGUUACACCUUUCGUGGAAAGAUAAAGAAGUAUAUCUACAUGAAAAAGCCUAUUGAUUCAGAUGCUACAGAUGAGACUUUGCUCGCCUUAACAUCACAAAACGAGGUAUUUGUCACGCAUGAUCAAGGGAGUACAUGGGAAGAAGUUGCACCGGACGAUGAAUUUCUGGCGAUACAUUUAAAUCCAUUUGACACGAACGAUGUGUAUUUACAAAGUACCAAUGAUAAGAUUGUCUAUUCCAGGGACAGGGCUGAUAACUGGAAAUCGUUUAGAACUCCAUGCAGCCCAAUUCCAGGUGUUAGUCCCCUUGUUUUCCAUCCAACCAGAAAGUCCUAUUUGAUUUGGAUUGGUCAGACAGGUUGCGAUAAUCAAUAUUCUAAGGCCUGCCGUACUGCCGCCUUUAUAUCUCGAUCAUACGGUAAGAGGUGGCGUAAGCUCCAGGAAAAUGUAGCAAAAUGUGAAUUUGCUAAUCAGCUUGGAAGGCAUGUUGACCCAAACCUUGUUUUGUGUUUAAAGCAAUCAAACGAAGCAACAAAGCAUCGAUCCAACUUGGUUAGUUCGACCAGCGAUUUUCUAGAUGAAACAAAGAUAUUAUUAAGACAAGUGAUUGAUUUCGUUUCCAAGGACGGUUUUCUUGUUGCUGCUACCGCUAAUGAGCAGGAUAAAUUGCAACUGCAUGUUUCUAAGGAUGGGCUAACUUGGAGAGAUGCACUUUUCCCUGAAAAUCUGCGAGUUAAUAAGCAGCAGGCUUAUACUAUACUCUCCGGGAAAAGUGGUUCAUUAUUUGUACACGUGACUAUGAAUCCUCGGCAGGGAACAGAAUUUGGAAAUCUAAUUAAAUCAAAUGAAGCAGGCCAAUCAUACAUAGCAACACUUGAUGCAGUCAAUCGUGAUUCCAAUGGUUAUGUAGAUUUUGAGCAAAUGGAGGGAUUGGAAGGUGUGAUUGUGGUGAACAGAGUUGUGAACCCACGGAAAGCAAUACAGGGCUCGAAAAAACAACUUCAAACAAUGAUCACCCAUAAUGAUGGUUCUCGGUGGUCUUUAUUGAGUCCCCCUUUAGUAGAUUCCAAAGGGCAGAAAUACGAAUGCCUUGGAAAACCUUUAGAUCAAUGCAGUCUUCAUCUUCAUGGAUAUACAGACAGAGAAGAUCCAAGGGAUACACUUUCAAGUGGAAGUGCCGUUGGCAUGAUGAUUGGUGUAGGAAAUGUUGGAAGCAGACUUGAAAACUACUAUGAUGGAAAUACAUUCUUGACGAAAGAUGGAGGAAUAACAUGGAAAGAAAUUAAAAAAGGAGUUUUUAUGUGGGAAUAUGGUGAUCAGGGUUCAAUCAUAGUUCUGGUUAAUGGAAAAGAUAGCACUAAUAAGAUAUUUUAUUCGACGGAUCAGGGUGACACAUGGACAACUCUCCAAUUCGCUGACAAAAAGGUCAUGGUGCAGGAUAUUUCCACUGUUCCUAGUGAUAAUUCCUUACGUUUCUUGCUUUUCACAAGACUAUCCCUUUCUCUAGGUGACAAAACUCGUAUCUAUCAAAUAGAUUUCUCUCAAUUACUCUCACGGCAAUGCAAAUUGGAUCUGGAAAAUCCAGAAACAGAUGACUUUGAGCUUUGGACACCAAAACAUCCAUUUCAAAAGGAUAACUGUUUGUUUGGACACAAAACACAAUAUUAUCGCAAACUACCGGGCAAAUUAUGUCAUGUUGGUAAGAAUUUGGUGCAACCAUAUAAGGUCUUAAAAAAUUGCGAAUGUACCAGAGAAGACUUUGAAUGUGACUUCAAUUACUCACGUGAUAAAGAUGGUGUUUGCAAAUUAGUUCCUGGAUAUGAUCCACCUAACCAUGAAGAAAUAUGCUUUAGUGACAAUCCUCCAUCUGAAUUCUAUCUUCCCACUGGUUAUCGAAAAAUUACACUCUCUACCUGUGUUGGGGGUAAUGAUUAUAGUAAGGCAUCAGAUCCUAUACCUUGCAAAGGGAAGGAAGCGGAAUUUGCGCAAAGGUAUUCACGGAGACGUUCAUUUGGUACGUGGUUAUCACUGAUAUUUGCUGGGAUCAUCUUUACGAUAGCAGUUUUAGUGUCUUUCCAUGUGUAUCAUCGUAAGUAUGGUGUGAUCAGGCUUGAGGAUGGUGGAAAUAUGACCAUGGUUGAUGAUGAAACAGGAAUACUCGAUCGUUUCAGACGGGAACCAACCAGAACUCUCUCUGAAAUUCUUGUUUUUGGAAGAGAUGCUCUGACGAACAUUACAUCCAAGACAAGACAAUUGAUUGAUGAAUUCAAGCAGAGAAGUCAGCUUUCCUCUCAACCAAAUGCUUAUGUGGUGACUGAUGAGGAUAUUUUGGAAGAUGAAAUUAGCCCCGACAAUUCAUUUUUUGAUGAUAAUGAGGAAGCAGAGGAGGAUGUGAGAGAUUUAAGACAAGAAAACUAA
Brettanomyces bruxellensis is the source of this 2604-nucleotide messenger RNA. RefSeq lists its product as uncharacterized. Gene Ontology annotation, cellular component: Golgi apparatus; membrane. The transcript has a single exon. Gene Ontology annotation, molecular function: protein binding. Gene Ontology annotation, biological process: protein targeting to vacuole; Golgi to endosome transport; Golgi to vacuole transport. The coding region runs from base 1 to 2604 and encodes 867 amino acids. The record is from RefSeq and is a predicted model, not a curated record. NCBI's taxonomy places the organism in Eukaryota, Fungi, Ascomycota, Pichiomycetes, Pichiales, Pichiaceae.